AUGUCGACCAGUGCUGGAAGCAAACCUAUCACUCAAGCAAGCGGGCUGGGGUCUACUCACCCUAGUAAAAGGACAAUGUGGGAGAGUUACCAGAUACUUCCCAAGCGAGCCAAACUUAUAAUCGCUGGGUCGAUUGGUGUAGUUGGACUCGUAGGGCUGUAUGCAUCAGACAGACUAGAGGAGGCAAUCCCUGCCAAGGCCCCCCCAUCGAAGGACGUACCUCAGGCAGGAUAUCAAACAGUUUAA
Molecule: messenger RNA, 246 nt
Organism: Rhizoctonia solani
Lineage: Eukaryota; Fungi; Basidiomycota; Agaricomycetes; Cantharellales; Ceratobasidiaceae
Exons: 2
Coding region: 1-246 (81 amino acids)
Source: RefSeq, a predicted model, not a curated record